CUCUCUCCUUGCUGCUCGACUUUUUGACACCGGAACCGCAUCUCUCAUGGCGCCAAAGAAGAAACCGCCAAAGGCAGAGGGCGAACCGGAUCCACUCGAUGAAUUUGUCCGGAAGUAUGGCAAGAAUCAAAAGGAGUUCGAUACGCCAAAGAUUGCACGAGUUCAAGAGAUUUUACAAAAGAUCGAUGAAGGUGAAGACAUGAAAAGCUGGAAUUUCGACGCGGACUUCGACUCCAUGGCCUUUCAAGUGCUGUGCCAUACACUUCGACAGUCUGGAUACAACGACAUCGAAGCCAUUCGUCUCUGGAAAUGUGGCGAUGGAGACAAGGCUGUUCGAAGCGUGUGCUACUACUUGGAGGGGCAGACCGGUGAGCAGGGAGUGAAGGAUGUGCAGUUCAUGGACAACGGUGUGACGGAGCUGGGCUGCGAGUUCUUGGGUCGUACCUUGGGGCCCAACGGGAACAAGAUGGUGAAUUUGCUUCGACUAGACUUCAACCAGUUUGGGACUCCGGGCGUCAUCAAACUCUCGGAAGGUCUCAGUCAGAAUUGCACGCUGAGACAACUCUCCUUGAACUACUGCAACAUCGGCGAGGACGGAGGAGAAUACAUCGCGCAAAUCCUCAUGUUUCACAGGAAUGCCAUUGAGAAAUUGGAGCUGAUGGGAAACUAUCUCAGAGAACGAGGUGUCAUCGAUGUUUUCAACGCUUGCAAGCGCAAGACGGCCUUGAGUGAAAUCAAUGUCUUCGACAACAAAUUCACCGAUACUCCAGAGGUAAUCAAGGUGUUGCGGGAGCUGUUUGCGAACAACACCACCUUGGCGACCUACGACCUCUCAGGCAACCACAUCAGCGACGAGGGCGCUGGGAAGUUGGUGCACGGCUUGGUGAGCGCCUCGCACGUGGAGAAGGUGAAAAUCACCGAGCGAGUGGCGGAAAAGACCCACAACGCCAUCAAGGAUUAUCUCGGAUCCGGUGGAAAGAAAAAGAAGGGCAAAAAAAAGUGAGGACUUCUUCGUAUCGAGUUUCACGCCGCGGUGGAUGUGUUGGGAAAAUCAAGGGCCAACAACGGUCCAAA
This is a messenger RNA of Cladocopium goreaui, 1074 nucleotides long. Lineage: Eukaryota; Dinophyceae; Suessiales; Symbiodiniaceae. The record is from the annotation of a GenBank genome assembly.